CCAUUUUUACAGACAUGCAAAAUACGAAAAUGACGAAAGUUGACGAAAGGUCGUUCAGCAAGAAAUGUGUAAACAUGUCUCUCUUGCAUUGAAAUUGUCAAAUUUUGUUUUAAAUGGACCGCGAUUUUGAUGUUAUAGGAAGAUAUAAAUCCAUCAGUGGUAAAUUGAGAAGACGAUUUCUUCGAAAGCCAAAUGUAGCUGAAGCCAGCCAACAAUUUGACCAUCUUUCCAAAGCAUUGCAACAGCAGGAUUGUCUUCAAUAUGCAGGAUUUUGUUGCUUGGCAAAAGCUAGAUGUGAAAAUACCCUAGGUAAUUCAUGUGAAGUUGAAACUCUAACACAAGCUGCAAGGUUGUUUUUAAAUGCUGAAAAGGAGUCGCUUCGUCUCAAAUGUCCAGUUUUUGAAGAACAUUUAACGGAAGCCAUACAUUGUUUUAAUCAAGCUAUUAAGUUACAUUGUAACCAAGGCAACCUGAACCUAGCGGCAAGUUUGUGUUUAGAGUUGGGGCAAAACCUUGCUAAUAUAAAAAGGUUUUCAGAAGCAGUUGGCUAUUUUCAAAAAGCCUCAGAACUUCAGCACAAGACACCGUUGAUUUCAUUGCAAUCCAUAAAGCAAGCCGCCAGAUGCAAGCUGAAGAUCGGUGACUACGAUGGUGCUCUUGCAUUGCUGACUGAAAUGGUUCAUUUGAUUCGAGAAAGAGCUACUGAUGGAUAUAGAAAUAUUUUGGCUGAAUGUGAUAUCACCAUGGUUCUUAUAUUGCUCCUAUUACAGCCAACAGCUCAGAAGAUUCGUCCAGAACACGCGCAAAUGUUGGAAAAAUAUGCUUGGGAAUUGAGUUCAACAAAUCCACCAGUAGACUAUCUCAGUGAAGAGUUGUUUCUUCUUUUACAAUCUUUGGUGAUGUCUUGUCAAGAAAAAGAUUGCAAUGCUUUACAAGAAUUGGAGAAAGACUUAGGUCCUUACCUGAAUGAAAUUCAAAAAGAAUUGUUGUAUCAGUUGAUGAUACAAAUCACAAGCUAAAGAAAAGAAAAAGAAGCCAGCACAUCUUUGUGUUAGAAACAUCUAGCCCAGUUAAUAUUUAACGUAUAUUUGACAGAAAAACAAUGUCAAGGCCACUGUGAAGUUUUAAGGUAUACAUCGCUACCGACAAGCGUCGAAGAAACACAAAUUCCAUUUAUUAACAAAUAGUAGUACCUGUAAAUUUUAAAACUUGGAAACUGAAAUACUAUUUUUAGCAACUCCUGUUGUUGAAUUUAA
Messenger RNA from Xenia sp. Carnegie-2017, 1256 nucleotides. RefSeq names its product 40-kDa huntingtin-associated protein-like. NCBI's taxonomy places the organism in Eukaryota, Metazoa, Cnidaria, Anthozoa, Malacalcyonacea, Xeniidae. Gene Ontology annotation, molecular function: protein binding. Gene Ontology annotation, biological process: vesicle cytoskeletal trafficking. The record is from RefSeq and is a predicted model, not a curated record. Gene Ontology annotation, cellular component: early endosome.